Molecule: messenger RNA, 4322 nt
Organism: Dromaius novaehollandiae (emu)
Lineage: Eukaryota; Metazoa; Chordata; Aves; Casuariiformes; Dromaiidae
Gene: KCNC2
Product: potassium voltage-gated channel subfamily C member 2
Exons: 5
Coding region: 499-2385 (628 amino acids)
Biological process (GO): protein homooligomerization; potassium ion transmembrane transport
Cellular component (GO): dendrite membrane; postsynaptic membrane; neuronal cell body membrane
Molecular function (GO): delayed rectifier potassium channel activity; protein binding
Source: RefSeq, a predicted model, not a curated record
ACGGCAGCACUGGUGCCCUGGGUGCCCUGACCUGCCCGCCCUAUGGUUUUGCUUUCUGUCGGUGAUGCUUACUCGCGGUCCCGAUGCAGACAGACUGCAUCUCUCUCAUAAAAUGAAGGAAGCAGGAUCUCUGAGCAGGCGGCGGGAGAAGCUUUUAUUCCUUUCGGAGUUGAGCAUGGAGGGAGGUAAAAUAGCUACCUGAACAUGGAAAAAAACAACAAGUAGUUCUCGUUUGACAGAGAGACACGCAGAUCGGCUGAGAUUCCGGCAUCCGCUGUGAAGCAAACGGAGCCUGAUGUAGGAAGAGGAGCCACUUUCUCGCCUCUUGCUAAGGCGGAAACUAGUCUCCCGCGGAGCUGCACGCCGCCCUUGCCCGCCUGCCCAGCGCCCCGGCGGGGCCGGCGCCCGCCUCCCGCCGCCGACCCCCUCCCUCACCGCCUGCCUCCCUCCCCCGCCGCCAUCUCCCGCGCCCUCCCCAGUCAUGUCCGACCCGGAGCGAUGGGGAAGCUCGAGGACAACGAGAGGGUGAUCCUCAACGUGGGGGGCACGCGGCACGAGACCUACCGCAGCACCCUGAAGACCCUGCCGGGCACCCGCCUGGCCCUGCUCGCCUGCGAGCCCCAGGGCGAGUCCCCGGGCGGCGAGGAGCCGCCGCCGCCGCCCCCCAACCCGCCGCCGCUGGCGGGCGGCUGCCCCGAGUCCGGCAGCAGCUGCAGCCCCCGGAGCAGCGGCGGCGCCAGCGAGUUCUUCUUCGACCGGCACCCGGGGGUCUUCGCCUAUGUGCUCAACUACUACCGCACCGGCAAGCUGCACUGCCCCGCCGACGUCUGCGGGCCGCUCUUCGAGGAGGAGCUGGCCUUCUGGGGCAUCGACGAGACCGACGUGGAGCCCUGCUGCUGGAUGACCUACCGCCAGCACCGCGACGCCGAGGAGGCGCUCGACAUCUUCGAGGCGCCCGACCUGCUCACGGGAGAGCCGCCCCCCGACGGCGGCGGCGGCGACGACGACGACCUGGCCGCCAAGAGGCUGGGCAUCGAGGACGUGGGGGCGGCCGCCGGCGCCGCCGACGGCAAGGGCGGCCGCUGGCGGCGGCUGCAGCCCCGCGUCUGGGCGCUCUUCGAGGACCCCUACUCCUCGCGGGCCGCCAGGUUUAUUGCUUUUGCUUCUUUAUUCUUCAUCCUGGUUUCGAUCACAACCUUUUGCCUGGAAACACAUGAGGCUUUCAAUACUAUUAUAAACAAAACUGAGCAGGUUGUCAACGGGACAGAAGCUGUUCUGCAGUAUGAAAUUGAGACAGAUCCUGCUCUGACGUACGUAGAAGGAGUCUGCGUGGUGUGGUUUACAUUUGAAUUUUUAGUCCGUGUUGUUUUUUCCCCAAACAAACUUGAAUUCAUCAAAAACCUGUUGAAUAUCAUUGACUUUGUGGCCAUCCUGCCCUUUUACCUAGAAGUGGGCCUGAGUGGGCUCUCCUCCAAAGCUGCUAAGGAUGUGCUUGGUUUCCUCAGGGUGGUAAGGUUUGUGAGGAUCCUGCGAAUCUUCAAGCUCACCCGGCACUUUGUGGGCCUCAGGGUGCUGGGCCACACUCUGCGAGCCAGCACCAACGAGUUUUUGCUGCUGAUAAUAUUCCUGGCGCUAGGUGUUUUGAUAUUUGCCACCAUGAUCUACUACGCAGAACGAGUGGGAGCCCAGCCCAACGACCCAUCAGCGAGCGAGCACACGCAGUUCAAAAAUAUCCCUAUUGGCUUCUGGUGGGCUGUUGUCACCAUGACAACCCUCGGGUACGGGGAUAUGUAUCCGCGGACUUGGUCAGGCAUGCUGGUGGGGGCCUUGUGUGCUUUGGCCGGGGUGCUGACCAUAGCCAUGCCCGUGCCUGUCAUCGUUAACAAUUUUGGAAUGUACUACUCCCUGGCAAUGGCAAAGCAGAAGCUGCCGAGGAAGCGGAAGAAGCACAUCCCUCCUGCCCCUCAAGCCAGCUCCCCUACGUUCUGCAAGACGGACUUGAACAUGGCCUGCAACAGCACACAGGGGGACAUCUGCCUGGGCAAGGACAACCAGCUGAUGGAACGCAACAGAUCAUCAGUGUUAUCAGGUGAAGACAGUGCAGGAAGUGAGCAGCCACUCUCACCUGGUGAAAGGCUCCCUCCCAUCAGACGCUCUAGCACCAGAGACAAAAACAGAAGAGGGGGAACAUGUUUCCUACUGACAACAGGUGAUUACACGUGUGCUACUGAUGGAGGGAUCAGGAAAGGCUACGAAAAAUCUCGAAGCUUAAACAACAUAGCUGGCUUGGCAGGCAAUGCUCUGCGACUGUCUCCAGUAACAUCACCCUACAGCUCACCUUGUCCUCUAAGGCGCUCUCGGUCUCCUAUCCCUUCUAUCUUGUAAACCAGAUGGCGUCAAUCGGCUACAUAGUAUUAAUUCAAAUACUGUUUACGCAUAAUGGAAAUAAAUGUAGCAUUAAAUGUAGGCUCCACAAAUAUGGUAUAACUCCUGCAUGAUAUAACUGUCAGUAAUAAGAAAUGCCACUUGGGUAGCUGAAGAUUUUUAUCUCGGCUUUUAAAAAUUACCUGAGGUAGUGCUUCUCCUUUUAUCUACUAUAUUGUCCUACUUUCCUGUGGCAAUAAAAGGACAGUUAGUGGAUGCCAUUGGCCAGUAUAUUCAAUAAAUAAGCAUAUUUUCAGGGAGAUAUAUUUUAAAUAAUGUGCUUCCAACUAAUUAUCAAUCACUCCAUUGAACCAACUUUCAUUUCUUGUGACUCUACUCCAUUCUGAAGAUGUCUGGAAUCGUGUCUUGGUUGCACACAAUGUGACUCGGGUCUGCUCAUUUGCAUGGACCAUCCUGUCUCCAUCACCUGACAAGCCGUGUUGCCGAUUACGGAGACCACAGAUGGCUCUGGAUGUGUGUUCUUGCAUUGUACCAUCCUGCUGAAAUGAAAGCACUGAUAAACUGGUCUGCAUGUGGGAUUGUUUUUCUUCGUUUAACCUUUUCCUUUAUUUUUUAACAAACUACUUGUUUAUAAAUGGCUUUAUUUCUUGAUUAACUUACUUUGGUACUAGAUUGCUGUAUCAGAGUUCUGAAUGUCUCCGGUUGUUUGCACACAGAUAACUGCAAAGAGGUUGUCAUUACUGGUUACACGCAAGCAGAAGCCAGAUCUCUUUCUUAAUGGCUUGGGGAAGGCACAAAACAUGCAAGAAAGGUAAACGCCAUCCAGGCUUGCAAUUUUAAGCUAGCAAGUGCUGCUUGGUACUGUAGUCAUUUCUCUACUCCAGGGUUCUUCAACAUUUUCAGAGGCUGAGUACCAAGUAAAUGAAGAUUAUUGGGUUAUUUUUGUACAACUGCAGGAGGGUAAUAGUUCUCAAGUGGGGCUUUUGACCAGCCUUAUACCUCUGGCUCAUGAGCUUCAAAAAUUUCUUCAGUCAAUGUUUUUUGAGGUGCUUUGUCCUAUAUGUUGUUUGUCUGUCUGUUUUGCAGCCUGUCUACUGUACUCUCCAUCUGUCUCCAUAAAGCACUGAGAUACUGUUAAAAUAUCCCCCUCUUUUAAGAUUAACUAAGGACAUUUUUCUCCUUUUCUCUUUUUUCAUGUGGACUAUACAUAUAUGUAUAGAUACAUAUAUAUAUAUAUUUCAAGUGCAAGUUAGUAUCAUUUUGACUAACUCAUGUGGGCACUAUGAAGAUUUUUUGAGUGGAAUUUAGUAACAAUUUUAUAGUUCUGACCAGUUGCCUAUUGCAUGACCAUCAAUCCUGCUUCCUAGCAACCAACAUUUUGAAACUCGAUCUCCUCUAGUGGCUUUUUCUUUCAAUCUUAACCUAUGUUUAUGCAAUAGGACAAACACAAUAGUGGAUUUGAUAUUCUGGGCUGGUGAGCAAAAAUUACCAUAAAACACAGAGUUUUAGAACUACAUGGGGAAGACCAUAACUCACCAAAUCUUAAGAUAUCCUUGAGAUUGUUGAAUAAUCCCUGAUUGUCAUGUUUUAAUUUUUGUUAGGAAAGGAAAUGUAACUUAUUGUUGACCAUGUAACAUGUUCUCCUGUAUACAGCCUAGCCCAAGAGCAUGACAUGCAUGUCAGAAUUCUUGUAUAAUAAUGUAUUUAUCAAAGUAUACAUUUCUGAUAUUUAGAGAUGUACAUUUGUUUAGUUUUGGUAAAAUAUUGUCAAUAGAGAGAUAAUUGCAAACAGCUUUUAGCAAAGGAAUUAAUAUAAUAUCUGGUGCUGCUGUUAUAUUAACUACAGUGUUGUACAGAAUUUAUCAUGGAUUUUUGACUGCUGAAAAAGGGACAAUGGAAUUUAGCCAUACCAAGGACUGUACUGGAAAGAGACUGCU